Messenger RNA from Drosophila takahashii, 1424 nucleotides. RefSeq lists its product as uncharacterized. Gene Ontology annotation, molecular function: phosphoric diester hydrolase activity. Gene Ontology annotation, biological process: lipid metabolic process. The record is from RefSeq and is a predicted model, not a curated record. Lineage: Eukaryota; Metazoa; Arthropoda; Insecta; Diptera; Drosophilidae.
CAAACAACACGCCAAAUCUAUUCAGAGUGCACGUAAUUUCUAAUUGAGUGUCAAGUUUAAAGAUGAUUCAAAUGAAAAUAUUAGUGGUGCCUUUGCUGCAGUCAAUUCUUUUGAUUGGCUCCCUGGAAGCGGGUUGCCCUGUAUACCUUACAAUUUCUCUAACUGGCAAGACACUUCAGGACACCUUUCUGGAGAUAAAUUGGGGUCCCAACUGCUAUGGGCCGCCCCAGUGGGUGGGCAUCUAUGGCCAGGAUCCGACCAUCUCCAAUUUUGAGCCCGACCUUCGUAUCAAUGGGAUAGCCAAUAGGACGGGCAAGAUGAUAACGCCCAUUAAACUGGGCAAACUUCAUUUCCCUGGCGGCUGGAAUCGGCAGGAUGGUAGCGAUCAGCCUGUAACCCAAUAUCCCACUGGCAAGUGUCUGCCGCAUUAUGUGGCCAGUUACAAUGGCACCGAGCUGCUCACCGUGGAUUGCCUCAAGAUCCAGCCCAACUGGUUGGCCCAGAUCAAGGACGUCAGUCAGAUGCCGCUGAAGAACAUCUUUCUGCCUGGCACACAUGCCUCGGGAGCCGUCGUCGGGAGCUCCAGUAAGACAAAUUCGAUUCUGGUCAGGGAUUAUCUGGUGGCCCAGCAAUUCGAUAUUUGGUCGCAGCUCGUCUUUGGCAUUCGCUAUCUGGAUUUUAGUAUAGGUUACAAGAACAUGAACACCGAAAAUGAUGCGGACAAUUUCUGGAUAGCCAACGAGAACAUGCUCAUAACACCUUUGGUCGGAAUUCUGCGUGAUGUUCGUCAGUUUGUAAAGCGUUCUGGGGAGUUGAUAAUACUGGAUUUCAGUAGCUUUCCCAUUGGGUUUUACAAGCACCCGGAAAUCUACAGUUCGCUAUUCCGCCUUCUUCGACAGGAGCUUGGCGAUGAGGCCUAUAGGCGCAAUGUGACCAAGAACGAGCAUUGUGCUGAUCGAAAUUUCCGGGAACUACUGCAGCAGAAUAGACAUCUAGUGAUAUUAUUUCCCUCCCAGGAGCUGCCCUAUCCAGAGAAUGAAUCGAAUCUGAUCUGCCCGCCGUGGCAACGCUUUAGCAGUAGCUUCAUGAACAUCUCGCAGACCCUGGAUUAUAUGCGUCUAUUGUUCAGCAAGAAGCCGGAUUCGCCGGUUCGCGACGAUGGCUGGAUAUUCACCGCCGUGAGAAGCAUGGAGCAGUCGCUCAACGCCCAUCAACUGCUGACCGCCAAGCAGCGGGCGGCGGCACUCAAUCCCAAAGUUAAUCAGUGGCUAAAAGGUCCUUGGGGCAACAAUGCCAAUGUCGUUGCUAUGGACUAUUUCAGCAAUACCAAUAUUGUGGACCUGGCCAUACAAGUGAAUGCUCACAAAGCCUUUAUCAUGGCCAACGAAGACUAUGUCAAUUUGGAUAUUUUGAAUUUGUGUUGA